AUAAAACACACUGACACAGACUCAAAGUAAAAACCAUGAAGGUUCUUGUGGUGUUCGCACUUGCUGUAUUUACAGGUUGCCAGGCCAACCUCUUCUAUUCUGAUGAGCCCAAGCCACAGCUGGAGCAGCUGACCGAUGCUUUCUGGAGCUAUGUUGCGAAGGCAACACAAACCGCAGAGGAAACCGUCAAGAUGAUCAGGUCUUCCCAGCUGGGACAGGAAGUCAAUGCCAGACUGACCCAGAGUGCCGAUAUGGCCAGCGAAUAUGCCGUCACCCUCAAGAAACAGAUGGAUCCUCUGACUGAAGAGCUGAUGACCAAAAUCACCAAGGAGACUGAAGUGUUGAGAGAGCGUCUGGGCCAGGACCUGAUCAGUGUGAGAGACAAACUGGAGCCCUAUGCUGACAACCUCAAGAGCCAGAUCCAGGAGAGAGUGGAGCAGCUCAGGACGGCCAUGGGUCCAUAUGCUGACUCCCUGGAUUCUGAGACCCUGAAGGCCACUCUGCUCCAGAAGAGCGAGGAGCUGAGAGGAAACCUGGAGCAGAGCGUGAAGGAGCUGCAGGCUCAGCUGGAGGCCUACACUGCUGAGAUCAAGGAGAAAGUGGAUCAACAUCUGCAGGAGUUCCAGAAGACCGUGACCCCCCUGACUGAGGACCUCCAGGCCCAGAUUAGAGAGAGAGCCCAGAUGGUCCAGCAGAGUCUCACACCCUACGCUGAAGACCUGAAGGAAAAGCUGGACCCCUACGCACAGGACCUGCAGGCCCAGCUCACCUCCCUGUACGAGUCCUUCGUCAAGAGAAAUUAGAUGCUACCAACAGACUUUUGCCAACUGCUGCUAAUGUAAUACUAGAUACUAGAUUACUAGAUUCAGUUCAAUGUGAAAGUAUGUUCUUCACUGUCUGUAGUUAACACUAACAACUGCUGCUGACCUUACAGUGACCUGAUGGAAGUAUUUAUUCACAGCAAAGUAACAUAACACAAAGGUCCAAUCACGUGCAUCUACAUUUACAUAA
Molecule: messenger RNA, 1011 nt
Organism: Sinocyclocheilus rhinocerous
Lineage: Eukaryota; Metazoa; Chordata; Actinopteri; Cypriniformes; Cyprinidae
Product: apolipoprotein A-I-like
Exons: 4
Coding region: 36-803 (255 amino acids)
Biological process (GO): lipoprotein metabolic process; cholesterol metabolic process; cholesterol efflux
Cellular component (GO): extracellular region; very-low-density lipoprotein particle; high-density lipoprotein particle
Molecular function (GO): phospholipid binding; cholesterol transfer activity; phosphatidylcholine-sterol O-acyltransferase activator activity
Source: RefSeq, a predicted model, not a curated record